AUGUCAAAUACAAAUAUAAAUGUACAAUCAUCAACCCCAAAGAAAAGUUUAGGGUCAUCACAAUACUCACUUGCUGGUUCAUCAAGUAGUAACCUAAAUAAUAUUAAUAAUAAUAAUAACAACAACAACAAUAAUAAUAAUAAUAGUACUGGACAAGAAAAUAGUAUUGAUGAUAGUGGAAGUUCAUCAUUUGUAAACUUUCCAGCAUCAGAAUGGUUAUCUAAAGCAAUGCAUAAACAUCCAGAUAUAUUAGAACUUCGUGAAAGAACUAGACCAAUCACACAAGUUAAAUCAUAUUCUAGAAAUAAACGAUCAAGUAAAACCGAAGCAUCACAUUCAAUCAAUGAUACAAUGUUAUUGAAAUUGAUUAUGCAAUAUUUUCACGAAGAGAAUUUAACCACAUCAUUAAAAAAGAUUCAAGAGGAAACUAAAGUUCAAUUCACACCAAACGAAGUUGAUAAAGAUUCAUUAGAGAAUUUACUCAGAAUUGGUAUAAAGGAUACCAAUUGGUUUGGACCAUUGGAAGAUAUAGAGGAUGCAGAUCCAGAGGUUGAAACUUACCAUUCCUAUAUCUCUGAAGAUUCUCUAAAUGAAAAUGGUUUAGAAGGUGAAGGUAACCUAAUUGAAGAUCGUUAUGAUGAAUCUCAAAUAAGUAGAAAUCCUGAUGGUACAAUUAAAGCUGCAACAUUUAAUAGAUUAUUAUUAUGGUUAAUUGGUAAUUUUAAUGGUCCUGAUGUAAAUGAAUUUAAAAAAAUAUUCUUUUUAACAUAUCCAUCAUUUACAACAGCGGAAGCAAUAUUAAAUAAAUUUACACAAAUCUAUCAAUUAUUUGAUAAUAUUGAAUCAGCUCAAGUAAUUUGUUUUAUUAGAUUUUGGAUCGAACAACAUCCAACAGAUUUCAAUGAAAAACUAUUAGCAAUUUUAAAUAAUUUUAUUGAACAUCAAGUUGCAGCUUCACAUGCUAAACAAUUACGUGCAGUUAUUAAUCUUAAAAUUGAAAAUUAUAAAGAAGCUAGAAAAGAAAUUAAAGAUCCACCAGAACCAAAAGUACCAAAAAAUAUAUUUUCACCAACUUUAACAUUUGAUGAUAUUGAUGAGGAAGAGAUAGCAAGACAGUUAUGUUGUAUUGAUUUUGCAUUGUAUGAAUUGAUUAAACCAUCAGAAUUUUUAAUCAAGGGUUGGACCAAACCACAAUAUAGAAAUAAGGCAGUGAAUCUAUUGAAUAUGAUGAGAAGAUUCAAUGAUUUCACUAAAUGGAUAGCAGCAUCGAUUUUAAAUGAACAAAAUUCAAAGGGUCGUUCGAAAUUAUUGGGUAGAUUUUUAAAGAUUUCCGAACAUUUACGAGCAAAUAAUAAUUUCCAUUCAUUGAUGGCAAUUUAUGGUGGCAUUAAUAACACUCAUGUUUUUAGAACCAAGGCAAUUCGUAAGGAUCUCUCUAGACAGCAACAAGAGACCUAUGCAGAGUUGGAGAAAUUGUUUGCAAGUGAGAAUAGUUUUAGAAAUUAUAGAAUAGCUUACAAGGAUGCUAAACCACCUUGUAUCCCUUUCCUUGGUAUUCAUUUACGUGAUUUGGCAUUUGUCGAUGAAUCAAAUCCCGAUAGAAUUAAUAAUCUCUUAAAUUUAAACAAACGUCGUGUCAUUUGGAGAGUCAUCGUCAACACUAUGCGUUAUCAACCAAUUCCUUAUUACUUUUUAAAGGUUCAUCAAAUUUCUUUGUUUUUAACUGAAUUAAAAACUGAAUCCGAACAACCUCAAUUAACUUUAGAUUUAUCUUCUCAUGAUACUGUAUUACCAAGUUCACCAUCUUCAAAAUAA
Molecule: messenger RNA, 1815 nt
Organism: Dictyostelium discoideum AX4
Lineage: Eukaryota; Evosea; Eumycetozoa; Dictyosteliales; Dictyosteliaceae
Gene: gefH
Product: Ras guanine nucleotide exchange factor
Exons: 3
Coding region: 1-1815 (604 amino acids)
Biological process (GO): small GTPase-mediated signal transduction
Cellular component (GO): plasma membrane
Molecular function (GO): guanyl-nucleotide exchange factor activity
Source: RefSeq, a predicted model, not a curated record